AUUUUCAUUUGCAACGACAUAGAAUUAGGGUUUCAUAAUUACGGUUCUCAUAUACCUGGAUGCCUCGAAGAAAAGAUGUUGUUGAGGACGGCGAGUUUGCGGCGCCAGAACAAGAUGAUGGUGGAAGGCCCCGGAAGAAACGAAUGAGAUCCAAGCCGUUGAUUCGUGAUUCGUCGGAGGAGGAGGAUGAAGAAUCUGACGACGAGUCUGGGAAGAAGAAGGCGAAGAGGUCUGCUGAGAAAUUCUUUGAUAUUGACGCGAUUGAGGCUGACAGUGAGGAAGAAUUAACAGAUGAUGAUGAAACCAACGGGGAUCCUUUCAUUGACGAUCAGCCCGUCGACGAUGAGUUUGAUGAAAUUCCGGAAGAUGAUAACGUUUACCGGCGAAUGGACCGCCGCCGGCCGCUACUCGAUGUUGAUGAAGGAGAGGAAUUUGAUAAUUACAUGAGGAAAAUGCAGGAAAGAUUCGGUGAGGACCGAGAAAUUUCCGACAAUGAACCCGACGAAGAAGAGGAGGCGGCGGUAAUGGAGAUGGACCAGCAAGCCCUUUUGCCGUCAAUUAGGGAUCCGAAAUUGUGGAAGGUGAAAUGUGCUAAGGGUCAUGAAAGGAAAUUAGCUGUUUGUUUGAUGCAGAAAGCCAUUGAUAGAAGUAAUUCGGGUCAGCCGUUACAAAUAGGAUCCGUAAUUGCCCUUGACAAUUUGAAGGAGUUUAUUUAUAUUGAAGCUGCUAAAGAAGCCCAUGUGAAAGAGGCUUGUAGGGGAAUGCGCAAUCUAUUUGCUUCGGGCAAACUAUCCCCUGUUCCAAUCAAGGAAAUGGUCAAUGUCCUUGCAGUUCAAUGUAAAGGUGUGGAGAUUUUGAGGGAUAGUUGGGUGAGGAUUAAAAGAGGAACUUUUAAAGGAGAGCUUGCCAAGGUUGAUGACAUUGAUGAUGUGGCGAGAGAAGUAACUUUGAAGUUUAUUCCACCAAAAGUUAAGGAUCCAGAGGAGAUAAUGUUCAAGGAAGAUGGAUUCUGUUACAAAACAUAUUCUAUAAAAUCAAUCAGUACUGAAGACAUUCAGCCAACAUUUGAGGAGCUUUAUAAGUUUAGGGAACUAGAUGAUGGGGCUGAUUUGUCUACGCUCUCCUUGAACAAGCAUAAGUGUGGAUUUUUCAAGGGUGAUCGAGUUUUUGUUGUUGGAGGUGAUCUGAAGGGUUUGAAAGGGUGGGUUGAGAAAGUUGAGGAGGAUAUUGUUCAUAUCAAACCAAACCAUGAAAAGGGCGGCCUUGGCCUACUCCCGGCAAGUAUUGCUUUCAGUGAAAAAGAAAUUUGCAAGUGUUUUCUCCCUGGAAACCAUGUGAAGGUAGUUGCUGGUGUUGCAGAAGGCGCAACCGGAACAGUUGUUUCGAUCAAAGAUCAUGUUGUUAACAUCGUAUCAGAUAAUACUGAGGAGGAGGUUCUUCCUGUUUUUGCUGGUUAUCUUGUGGAAAGCUGUGAAGUAGUAUCAACUCGCCGGGGUACCCAACCUGAUGAAUCUGAUCGACAAGCUCGUGCACCGGUUUUUGGCAGAUCACCAGCAACCACCAAUGUCGCUAUUACAUCAAGAAAUGGAAAUUUUGGAGCUGCACGGCCACCUCCACUGCCACAACCACGACCAAUGCAUAAGCCUGGAGGAAGAUUUUCCUCCCAGGAAAAGAAUAGUUUGGUGGGAGCUAGAAUUAAGAUUCGUAUGGGUCGUCAUAAGGGGUAUAGUGGAAUUGUGAAACGAGUUCAAGAGAACAAAGUAUGGGUGGAGGUAGAAGCAUUGACACAUGAGGUUUUAGUCAAUCGCAAUGAGAUUUGUAGUGUGAACAUUGUCAAUGUUUCGACUCCGAUCUUCCGGGAAAAUCCGAGAUGUGGAAUGAUGACACCCAUGAGGGAUGUUGCUGCGGGAGGAGCAACGCCAGUCCAUGAUAGUGGAAUGAGGACACCAAUGCGUGAUAGAGCAUGGAAUCCAUACAGUAGCACUCCAACUCAUACUCCAAUGAGGAGUCCCUGGGAAGAUAGAAGUCCUCCUCCUUUUAUGGGGUAUUAGCCAGCAAGUUUAAUGCUAUGAAGUAUGAACUGAAGAAUCAUUUUUAAGCUGUUAAUCUUCUCGGGCAUUUGGCAAGUGUUUCAUUAGGCAGACACACUAUGUUCCUUACAUAGUUAUCAUGAAGCAUUUCUCUCUUGUAGAACCAGAAUGGUGGAAAUCGAUUACUUUGAUUUGAUCGGCAUUUAUUUU
Molecule: messenger RNA, 2240 nt
Organism: Oldenlandia corymbosa var. corymbosa
Lineage: Eukaryota; Viridiplantae; Streptophyta; Magnoliopsida; Gentianales; Rubiaceae
Source: the annotation of a GenBank genome assembly